AAUAUUCUUUGUCGUAAGUGGUCGUAACUCGUAAUGUUUAUUAAUGAAAAACAGGCGUGAAAUUGUGAAACAUUAGAAAAUGUGCUAAUAAAACAUGUCUAAUUCUAAAAUAUCACCGUAUAUCCUUCAGGAGCUGCCGGAUAUCACUGAAACUAUAAACUGUCCCAUAAAAAACAUACAGCGCAUUAAGUAUACCUGUUUUGAUGUAUCAAGAUCAUUGAUAGCAUUUGGUGCAACAAGUGGCGGCAUCUAUGUGUUUAACAGAUGGCCGUGCGAGUUUGUGCAGCUUAUACCUAGCAAGGAUGGCCCAAUCACACGCCUUGCAAUAUCAGCAGAUGAAAAGCACAUAGGUUUUGCCAAUGGCAAGGGGUUUCUCACAGUGACAGAAUGUGACCAAUCUCAGAGCAAUGGCUACUCAUCAACGUCGUCUAAAGAACAUCAGGGUAAUGAAGUUACUGCUAUGGUGUGGAGCAGGAAUAUGCUCUUUGCAGGGGAUGAUGUUGGCAAAGUAUCUGUACUGCAAUUGCAAAGUUUUAUUGCAAAAAGAAUGUUCCAGAGUUCCUCUCAAACAAUCAUGAGUUUAGAUUCCCGAAUAUGCCAACUAGACUCCAGAGACUGCAUGGUACUUGUCUCAACUCUCACAAGAUGCUAUAUUUGUAACACUGUUCAGGAGCAAUAUAGACAAAUAGGUCAAAAGCUCAGAGAUGGUGAAUUUGGAGCUUGCUUUGCGAAUAUUCUAAAACCUCUCACAAACGGUGCAAUUGAGAAUAAGGAACAGGAUUUUACUGAAGUUAAAAAAUAUAACAUUGUUGACGAGGACACCAGAUUCAUUGUGGGUGAUGAAUUUUCUAAUACUGCUAUAUUCUGUGCCCGACCUUCGUCUCGAUUAUGGGAAGCUACGGUCGAUGGUACAGUUCAAAGAACUCAUCAAUUCAAACAGGUUUUAGCUAAGCAUCCCAUUAAAGUUGUCACAAUAGAAUCAUAUGACAAAGAAACCUAUCGUAUAGAAGCAUCUUUAGAUGGUAGCGGACAAUCCAUUAACUUUUCAAAAAUAUAUAGCUUCAAUGACACCAUAUUUGCAUACAAUAAAAAUGCAAUGUACUUCCUUAAUUUUCAAACUGUUGAUGACACUGUAUGGUGUGAAGCAUACAAAGAUAUUGUUGAGUGCAAAUUAUACAAUGAUAUGGUGUAUGUGUGGUUGUCUAAUGGAUCUUUUAUUAGUUUGAAGUUUAUGAAUUUAGAUAGGUUUCUAGUGAAAUGUUAUUUUGAUGAGAAAUUUUUGUUGUGCGCCGAAAUGUGUCAAAUUUUCAAAGAAUAUUUGCUCUCAAGUAUAAUUUCUCCAAAGUUAAACAUCUUAGUUGGAUUACGGGAUAAGUUAGAUAACAAUGGGAUGCUAAAAAGUGUGGAGGGGGUGCUAGAUAAAUUUGAUAGUCUGAAAGUUAGUGAAGCAACUCAAAUGAAGUCUGGAAUUUAUGUUGUAGACAAUACAUAUCAAACUCAAUCUAUAUUAGAUCAAAAUAUUCAAACAAAACAUGGUGAUGAAAACAUAUUUGGUCCUCUAUCACCAGAAGCAGUGCACGCUUUAAAAGGUUUAAGCAUAACAGUAUCAGAUAAACUUAAUACAAGUAAAAAGAUAUUAAAAGAAAAAUGGGAGGACUUAAAACACCUUAGUAUUGAAAAGCAAGAUGUGUCUCAGAUGAAAACAUUUCAAGAAAACGAAAAAGCUCCUAAAUGGAUUCCUCGAGACGAAUAUACUCUUGACGAUGCACCAGUUGUGUUAAACAAUGAUAUUAUUUUCAAAGAAACUAGUCAAGAUAUUGUAGAAGUUGACAAUCAAGUUUUAGAACAAGAUAAAAUAUGCAAAAUGCUAUACCAAUAUUCUAGGUUAAGUCUUGUGAAUAAUGAGUCAGAAUUGUCGAAUUUGAACUCUACAAUUGAUAGCUAUGCCUGUGAUAUUAGCAAGAUAUAUGAUCUAAUGUUAUUAUUAGAAAAGUAUUGUAUUUCUAUCGGCGCUGUUGAUGAAUCUACAUUUGUGCCGAAUAAUAUCUUCCUUACAUAUUUGAGCAAUUCAGAGAACAAGUAUAAUUUAAUUGAUUCGAUAAUAAAAGAUGAAGUGUUGUAUAAAUAUUUCGUUGAUUCGUGCAUAGCCGUGAAUAUAAAAACGCCAAAACAUUCGAAUAUUGGGUGCGACUGUGGUUUUCCGCUGCCAUAUGUGCGGACAAGUCAGAUGCCUGUGUUUUCAGAGUUGAUAGACGAAUUCAUUGAACAACAAUGGUCGAGUCAGACUAAAGAGCAGUGUUACGAAGUUUGUAAAAGAAUGCCUUAUUUGUGGAGGAAAAUUUUGUACUUAAGAAGGAACGAAGACUUGAUAAAUAUACUUAGGAUACUAUUACAGAUGCUCGAUGAGAGUCUUUUGCAUUCUUUCUUACCGCAGUUCACUUUAGAUACUUGGGAACGAGCAAUACAGUUGUAUGCUACUUUGUAUGCAAAUAUAUGCUUGAAUUGUAAUAAAAAGUUUGAACACAUAUCCGUGAGAGAUAUGUUGAGUUGGGACCAAAUAGGUUUGAUGAUCAUAAAGUCAGUUGGUGGUAGAAAUGCCGUUAAAUUGUUGAAAAAACACGCAAACCUAAUAGAAUUUGGAGCGCUAACAGUGAAAUUUUAUUAUACAUGUUUGUUAGUGUCACUUUACGAGAAAUAUGACUGCACGAUUACAAUUCCCUUGGCGGAUACGAUAUACAGUUCUUACAAUUUUGAAGAUUCUACGAAAGAGAUACACAAACUUUUACAAAGUAUAUCGAAUGGAGUAAUAAAGAACACAGCGUUGCCCCUCACUGUGGCUGCUACAUCCCCAUUUUGGGGGCUCAGGGAAGUGUAUGAUAGAUUAUCUAAAGAUCCCCAAGAAAAUCUCUCAAAUGACAUUUCUAUGGCGAUGACUAUAAUAAACUUAACUGACUGCGCGCUUUGUGGGUUGCCAUUACAAAAUAUUGUUUUAAUCAAAGAUGGCGGACUAUGGGUUUUUAGGUGUGGUCACACUUUUCAUGGCGCAUGUUUGAAUUUAAACCAAAUAAAAUUGUGUCCUUCUUGCUGUAUUGAAUAAUUUUAAUUAUAUGUGAACAUAUAAUGGUUUGUAUUAAAUAUAUUAUCUGUGUACUAUGUAUAUGUGUUACAUAAAUUAUAGCCUAUAGGUACUCAAAAUGUUAGGGAAUAUUUUUUGAUCAAUAGAUAACAUAGAGGAAUGUCAGUGUUAUUGCAUAAUCUAUAUUGUAAAUUAUAGCUUUAUCUAGGUAAUGUAAUUAUUUAACGAUGCUUGUUUAAAAACCAAAAUUUUUAUUUUUAAUUAGUUCUUGCCACUGUAUAUGAAUUUAUAAUUUGAUUUCCAAAAAAUCCAUAUUUUUUAAAGAGCUCAACACAGAUUACAGUAUUUUAUCAAGUAUUUCUGAAAUACUAUUUUUUUAUGUGUGCCGUUUAUUCGUAAUUGUGUUUUUAUAUUAUUAACUAUUCUAGAAAGCGUCAGGUUAAAAUUGCGACCAAUCAUAAACCUAAAAAAUAACUAUGUUUUAGGUGUUCUAUUGUAUAGUGACAUAUUAAUCUAUUAUCUGCCGGUGAGUGGUUACUAUACAACGUUUUUUUUAACAUCUGUAUAAAACUACAUAAAGAGACGAACCUCAUCUCAUAUUACAUAAAUUAAUAAACCGUUUCUUUUAUACUGACCUUUUCCUUUUGUUUACACACACAAAUGCGUGUACAACACACAAAUGGUUCUCGGACUGUAUCACUUCAAUUCUCUUUCUACAAACGCUUCGAAAACUAACAAAAUGUAUGGAAAUGACAUAUCCGAUGGAAAACACGAUCACGUGACUCUUGACUGAUAAUGAUUAAAUGAAAUUAAGUCAAUUUUCCACAUUUGUCCGCCUCAGUCAUGAUGCGCUAGUGCCUCAUCUCUAGUAUACGAGUAAAAUAUCAUUGGAAAGAGAAUAGACUUGCUACAUGUCUGCCUUGCACUAUAAAACUACUAUAGAACACCUAAAGGUACAUAAAUUAAUAUUUUUUACUGUGUAUUGAUACUACGUGUGUAGCCUAUCUUUAGCUAUAAUGCCUAGUUAUAUAAAGAUUUCACCUAGGAAUGAGAAAUAAUUUUUUUUUUUUUUUAUUCUUUACAAGUUAGCCCUUGACUACAAUCUCACCUGAUGGUAAGUGAUGAUGCAGUCUAAGAUGGAAGCGGGCUAACUUGUUAGGAGGAGGAUGAAAAUCCACACCCCUUUUGGUUUCUACCGUAUCGUACCGGAACGCUAAAUCGCUUGGCGGGACGUCUUUGCCGGUAGGGUGGUAACUAGCCACGGCCGAAGCCUCCCACCAGCCAAAAUAAAUCUGCGAAUGCUUGUAAUAAUUUGCUUUUAUAUGUGAUAUUAAUUAUGUAUUCUGAAAAUCUAAUGACACUUAUGGGUCAACUUUUAGAAUCUCAGAAUAUAAUGAGACUUUAGAGACAACUUUUAGAAUCCCAGAAUAUAAUGAGACUUUUGAGUCAAUUUUUAGAAUCCCAGAAUUAUUUAUGAAGCUACUUUUAGAAUCCCAAAAUAUAAUUACACUUUUGAAACGACUUUAGAAUUCUAGAAUAUAAUGGCACCUUUGAGGCAAUUUUUAGAAUCUGGGAAAAUAAUGCGACUUUUGAGUCAACGUUUAAACGCCUAGAAUAUUAUGAGACUUUUGAGACAACUGUUAGAAUCCCAGAAUAACAUUAUCGAGACAUCUUUAUAAUCCCAAAAAAUUAAACUCUUAUGUGAUUAUUAUUUCUUAUUCCAUGGCUGAUUUAACAUUAUUAUUUAAAGUCAAUAGUGCAUAGAGGUUUACAAAUUCUAGGCAAGGGCUAGAACCCAGAGUCGUAAAGCCUAUUAUUAAAAAAAAUAUAUGUUCAAUAUUCUUAUGCCUACAUACAAUUUGGAAGCUUAAUUUAUUCUAGUCGUAUGUAUAAUGAUGAAUAGGAUAAUUAUGUUAACUUGAGAUGUUUUGUUUAUGUAACAGGAAUCUGUAUUUUGUUAGUAGAUAAUUAACAUAAUUUUAAGGGUAAUUAAUGUAUAUUAUGAAGUUUAUUUUUAAUAACCGUGUUUUGAUAACUUAUCGGCCUAUCUCUGAACAUAUAGCCAAUUGAUUAAGUAUAUUAUGAAAUUGCAUGUAGGGUCACUUGUUAUACAGUGGCUAUACCAGAAACAGUGGCUCAGCAACAGUAUGUUGUUAGUUGUCAACAUUUAGUUGUUGAGUUAUAGAAGAAUUACAGUCGCAGAUAGUGAUGAAUAAAAAGCACAUUUUUUUUUUAAAUAACGUUAUUUUGGGCGAGGAUACAAAAUUUUUAUUUUUUAUUUUAGUAUUAAAUGUUUUAUUUGUUGUAUUUCGAUGCAUUGAACUUUUUUGAGUCCAAAUCAACCCAUUGUAGAUAAAUUGAGUUAUAGUUCAUUUUAAGAUAAUGAGUGUUUUUGUAUGAUGUGUUGUUUUUGAUAGAUAAAUGUAUGUUGUUUUUAUUGUAGUGUUUAAUGUCUAUUUAAUAGUGGCCUAAUACAACAAACAUACAAAUAAGAUCGUACAAAUAUGUAAUUCUGUGAAACAUAGAAUAGCACUAUUCGGCAUAUCUCAUAAAUUUAUUACUAUUUUGAACUUUUCGACACAUUUACCAUAGUUAUAAUAGUAUUGUCUAUGAAAGAACAGUACAUAAGCACAAAUGUGUCUAAAGUUGGUUUUUGUUUCGAUCCGAAUUUGAAUCCCGCGCAAGAGAAAGAUUCAAUCGCUGUAGCACGACCGUUAGAAUCCUGAGCCUUGUGAGGUAUUUAAAAGCAACAGAAAUAAAAAACAUUAGUGUUUACUCUCGUGUGUGUGUAAACACUAAAGUUUUGUGUGUGUGUGUGUGUGUGUGUGUGUGAGUGACAUUACAACUUUCCAUCUCGCUCGAAAAAUUGCAAUAGUCUGCUUUAUAAUGCAACAACUGUGCUAACGAGUUUAAUUGGGGAUGAUGACUAGGUUUGAAUAUAUUGAUUUUUAUGAUACAUUCGGGUAAAUAGGGUCAAUGUUAACUAAUUUAUACAUAAAAAGCAAAGAUUGACUGGAUAUUUGCAAAAUAAAUGAGAUUAUAAAAUUUCAAAAACUAUUUUAAAAUAUUUUAUCGUAAUUAGAUGAAAAUUCAUACAGUUUUAGCUUCCUUACAUUAAAUGUGACAUUUUUUAAUAUAUGAACUAUGAGCAUAAACGCACAAAUAACAAAGAUAUUAGUAAUUUUGUUUGAACGCGCAUUACAUUACAUCUAACGAUCAUUACAUUGCCUAUGACGUCAUUAUAUCGUGCCAUUUUGUAUGGGGCGUUUUUCAGGGAUCCGCGGCAGCGCCGCAAAUCUGACUCUUUAAAUCCCUGUAGCUCCGAAAGUAAUGAUCGCAGAUACCCUGUUCCUUUUACAAAAUUGCUUUGCUAUUAGUAUACUCUUAAUUUAUAUACAAUUUAAAAAACUGUCAUCAUCCCUAUUGCUAAAUAAUGCUAUUUUUAAUGUUUUGUAUGCCAGGAGUGCUGGCGUUUAGUUAAACAUUACCUCUAUAUGUAUACGAAUUCUGUAUUAUUUUGCAAUAGCAUGAAAUUGUAAUUUAACAAGUUUUUUUAUUUUUUUAGUGCCAUACUUUAUAAAAGUAUCUAUAAUAUGCGAUAUAUGCCUUUAAAUAUUUAUGCGGCACCUAUUUAAGUUAAAUUCUAGUUAUCCAAUGAUUAUUAUUUAAUAUUUUAGUUGAGAUCUUUAUUUUUAGUAUAAAUUGAUUUUGUAUAUUUUUUAUUAAUUUCGUUUAUUUUUAUUUUUAAUACAAUGUUUUUUUUUAAAGGAUUUUCCUUUAUAGCUGUUACAGUUUUUUGACAAGUGACACUUACUACAAUUUUAGAAUUUUAAACCAUGGUAAGUGUUAUUAUUAUUACACGGCUAAAACUCACGUGAUAUAAGGUCGGAGUAUGCCCGACUAGUUUCGAACCCAUACGGGGGCCUUAGUCAUGAGCUGGUUCUUGCAUCGCGGCACGAUCGAACCUGACCUGACCUGAUCGAGUUUUAACCGUGUUUCAUAAUCAAUUAAUUGUACAAUUUUAUUAUUUUUAGUUCUUUUUACUUACCGGUGACCAAAACUGGAAUUAACGCAAAGGGUAAAAAUCUAAUGACGUGGCGGACGCCAUUUUGAAAAACAUACUAAAAUCGACAACAACCACACCCUCACCGAGAUAAAUUUGAGGCACUAUACCUGAUGUAAUGUAUUAUUUUUAACCGACUUCAAAAAGGAGGAGGUUCUCAAUUCGGUCGGUAUUUUUUUUUUUUUGUACGAAUAUAUACUUUAGUUUCUGAAUUAGACCUAACUAAACGCUUAACAAUUAUUAAACCAUUUCAAAAUGUGUGUACUUUGUAAAAGAAAAUAUUUAUAUAGCCUGACGUAGAAAUGUAAAAAAACCACCAUUUUGCAUUGGGGGCGCCACUAGUACUUUUUAACUCACUUUUUCUUUUGACGUAUUUUUUUAAUGUGGGAGUUUAAGUUAGAGGUUAAUAAAAAACCGAUGUUUAUGCGAGAUCGUAACUGUCAGCUUUAAUUUUAGAAUUGAAUCCUUACAACAACUAUUAUUAGAUGAGCAGUGAUUAUGUGAAAUCCAAUUUUUUUAUAUUUCUCCGUUUCUCGGCUCCGCUGCCUCGCUCCGCUACGGUGGACUGGCAGCCUUAUCUGUAUCUGUAACUUAUUAUCUGUACUGUAUCGUAAACUUGAGUACUUAUUCUAUAUAUUCCACUUCAUUAUUUGUACAACAUGAGUAAAGCUUUCAUACUAUGAUGCCUUUGCCUUUGCCUAAUUGCUUUUGGUUUUCUAUUUAUUUUCCGCAUAAUGGCAAGAUUUUUUUGGCCACACUAUACUUAUAAGUAUUUAGAUUUAGAUACUAUACUCUAAUAGUAAAUAAAUACUUUUGUAGACAUAUAAAACAUAUAUCUUUAAGUGUUAAAUUAUGGAAUCGCCUAACGCUUAUUUUAUAGACAUAUUAUGUAAAUAUAUAUUUUUGUAUCUAUAUAACAAGUUGUAUCCAUAUCAACCUGUAACAAAAUAUAAUAUUCUGAUGUAACGUCACAUUUAACGUUAAAAAUCUGGCUAAUAUAUAAUUUGAAAAUAUUA
This is a messenger RNA of Bicyclus anynana (squinting bush brown), 8155 nucleotides long. RefSeq names its product BLOC-2 complex member HPS5 homolog (gene pink). The transcript has 5 exons. Gene Ontology annotation, biological process: developmental pigmentation. Gene Ontology annotation, molecular function: protein binding. The record is from RefSeq and is a predicted model, not a curated record. Gene Ontology annotation, cellular component: cytoplasm. Lineage: Eukaryota; Metazoa; Arthropoda; Insecta; Lepidoptera; Nymphalidae. The coding region runs from base 95 to 3097 and encodes 1000 amino acids.